Verticillium dahliae VdLs.17 is the source of this 1452-nucleotide messenger RNA. RefSeq lists its product as uncharacterized. The transcript has 3 exons. Lineage: Eukaryota; Fungi; Ascomycota; Sordariomycetes; Glomerellales; Plectosphaerellaceae. Gene Ontology annotation, cellular component: nuclear speck. The coding region runs from base 1 to 1452 and encodes 483 amino acids. Gene Ontology annotation, biological process: protein polyubiquitination; proteasome-mediated ubiquitin-dependent protein catabolic process. The record is from RefSeq and is a predicted model, not a curated record. Gene Ontology annotation, molecular function: ubiquitin protein ligase activity.
AUGGACGUCCUCCGCCGCCUGUCACCCGACGCCUUUACGGACUCGGCCAAGUUCAAGAAGCCACCCGUGUCAUGCAAACAUUUUGACGUCCGUCUCAUCAAGAUUGAAUGCGACCACGAGGCUAUCCCCCAGUUCAACGACGUGGGCAAGAUUUCCGAAACCAAGUUGAAGACAGACCUCGCUGCCCCGACCCCGAGAGCCGCACCCGCACCCACAACAACGCCUUUGCCUGCUCCCGCAUCUGCACCCUCACCUCCUCCCGCACCUCCUCCCGCACCUGCUCCCGCACCUGCUCUCGCGCACAUCUCUCCGUCUCUGCAGCUCGUCGUCAUUGACCGCGGCGGCGACGAUGACAUUGACAUGGCCAAGGAACGAUUCCUCGAGCUCUUUGACGACUUCGACAUCGAUCCCAUCAUCCUGCAGCAGAUCGCCUACAGCAGCUACGGCUUCCACCACUACGACGAGCCCUACCGCGGGACCUACAGCUUCUACAUUGGCACCUACGUCUUUGCCCUCGCCUGGUCCUUCAACCCUGCCACCAUGAAGACCAACGCCAUCCUGCUGCUGCGCAACACGCCCGUGCUCCGCCACGGCACGCUGGCGCUGACGAGCAUCCAGAAGACGCUCAAUCUAUCUCUGAAGACCAUCAAGAAGUUCUCUCUCGCCAAGAAGGAAAUCGAUGAGGAUCCUACACGCACGCCUGCACAGAAGGUUGCCGACACUGAAGCUAUUGUGAUUGACGACGUGCGACUGGAGGAUCUCUGCCUCGACUUUACAUUGCCCGGAUACCCCGAGAUUGAGCUGGUCGCGAACGGAUCUCAUGUUAGAGUCACCAUGGACAACGUUGACUCGUACCUCAGUACCUCGAGCAGCCCGACCUCGUGGCCAAGUGGCGCGACCUCGCAACCCGCUGACCCUCGCGACCCCCUGGAACCUCGCCUUUGCGACCCUGAGCCCCCAGGUGCCGCCUCUGAAGAAGCUCACGAGCGACCUGGCGCCGUCCCUGCGCUACCUCGAGACCCGCGCCGGCUGCCAGUCCAGCGUUCAUCAGACAGCACGCUGACCGCAGACCAGAUCCGCAGCAUGAUGACCCACGAGGACGCCCGCCUCGGUGCCGAACUUGCCGAAGCCGCGCGCAAGGACAGCUCGGCCAUGCGCUCCAUCGCCAUGAUGACCAUGCUCUUCCUCCCCGGCGCCUUCUUCGCCGCCAUCUUCUCCAUCGAGUCCCUGCCCAACCCGGCCAAGGAAGAGUUCUGGAUCUUCUGGGCCUUUACGCUGCCGUCCACCAUUCUCGUCUUCCUUGUCUGGCGCUGCCACCGCUGGUCGCAGAAGAAGUGGGAAAAGUACAAAAAGGCCAAGGCCGAGAGCAAGGAAAAGGCCAAGGCGGGAAAAAAGGGCAGCGUCAGUGACGGCAGUGUCAUGGAAGCGCAGAACGGGAAGCAAGGCCACUGA